ACGUAUUGUAGUCCAUGUCCAUGCACGAAGAAGAAGAAAUAGCGGAUUGGAGUUAUUACGUAUUGCCAAGUAGACCAUGCAUCCUACACACCCCUCCAAGCUGACACGUAGCCUUGCCACUCUGCCAUCUCAUCAUUGCACACGUCUUCCUCUCUCCCUCACUGCCUAUAAAUCCACUCCACUCUCUUCUUCUCACUCAAUCUCCAUGCAUACAUUACUCUUCGAUAGAUAUAUAGAAAUGGCGAACGGCAGUGGCAGCGCGGCGGCGGGUGGCGGAUCCGGCGACCAACAGCCUCCGUCGUCGCGGCGGCACAACCCGCGGGCCGUCAGCCGGAAAGGCUGCAUGAGGGGAAAAGGAGGCCCGGAGAACGCUAGCUGUACUUAUAAAGGCGUUCGCCAGCGGACUUGGGGGAAAUGGGUUUGCGAGAUUCGCGAGCCGAACCGCGGCUCGCGUAUCUGGCUUGGGACUUACGAAAACUCGUAUGACGCCGCCGUGGCGUACGACGCUGCGGCUCGUUACAUCUUCGGCGCCAAAGCCAAGCUCAACCUCCCCCAUCUCUGGGAGAACGAGCCCCCGCCGCCCAGCCUCGGCGUCGGCUCGAGCUAUCCCUUUCCCAGGCUCAAUAACCCCAGCCAGCUGCUGCCAUCCCCUGAAACCUGCGCUGACGGGAGCGGCGGCUCAACGGUCCCCGCGGCUUACGGAAACUGCGCCUCAUCAUCAACCAGCUCGGCUCAUCACCAAAACGCUUCCAUUUUCAACGGCGAUAACAGCUCUGUCAUCUCUCCCGCCGCUCCACCACCGCUCCAGAACAUUAAGCUCCCGAAACUUGACAUGAACGAGAAGGCGCCGGAAAAUGAGGUGGAGGGAAUGUGGGGGACCUUCAACCUGAACGGCUUACCGGAGAUUGACGACUCGUCAAUGUGGGCGGAGGCGACCGCCACCAGCGACAUUCAGGCCGCCGUGACUGACCCUGGGAUUUUCGACGGGAAGAUGUGGACUGCCGUGGACUACCCCUGGUACCCCUGAAAAUCAAGCACUAAUUAGUGUUUUUUUCAAUGGAGCGGGGUGUGGGGCGUUAUAUAUGGAGUAUAUUAUUAUAAUUAAUAUAAUGAAUAUUCAAUCUAUUUAUUAAAAAAAAAAAAAAAGAAAAAGAA
Ipomoea nil (Japanese morning glory) is the source of this 1155-nucleotide messenger RNA. Its product is annotated as dehydration-responsive element-binding protein 2B-like. Gene Ontology annotation, cellular component: nucleus. The coding region runs from base 77 to 1027 and encodes 316 amino acids. Gene Ontology annotation, molecular function: DNA-binding transcription factor activity; transcription cis-regulatory region binding. Lineage: Eukaryota; Viridiplantae; Streptophyta; Magnoliopsida; Solanales; Convolvulaceae. The transcript has a single exon. Gene Ontology annotation, biological process: positive regulation of DNA-templated transcription; response to stress. The record is from RefSeq and is a predicted model, not a curated record.